GUAAUCGUGAGGCUAUUUGGUUGUGAGGUAGGAGAGAGGUGUGAAACGGCAUGACAUUGUUACCCCUUUCAUUAUAUGCGCAGCAAGAGGGCCUGCAACAACCACCUCCACCACCAAUGUUGCCCGAGGAGGAAGUGGGAGGAUGCAGCAGGACAUUUUUCUCCGCGCUGGUACAGCUCAUACCAUGUAGAGCAGCAGUUGCUCCUUUUAGCCCGAUCCCACCGACCGAGAUAUGUUGCUCUGCCGUUGUCACACUUGGUCGUCCUUGUCUUUGCCUCCUUGCCAAUGGACCUCCACUCUCUGGCAUUGACCGCUCCAUGGCUCUUCAGCUCCCUCAGAGAUGCUCUGCUAAUUUCCCUCCCUGCGAUAUCAUCAACUAGGAAGGACAUAUCAUCUUUCUUUUCUUUUCUUUUUUCAUUUACCUUUCUCUUUAAUAACCUUGCUGCUUAG
Arabidopsis thaliana (thale cress) is the source of this 450-nucleotide messenger RNA. Its product is annotated as Bifunctional inhibitor/lipid-transfer protein/seed storage 2S albumin superfamily protein. The coding region runs from base 76 to 450 and encodes 124 amino acids. The record is from RefSeq and is marked reviewed. The transcript has 2 exons. Lineage: Eukaryota; Viridiplantae; Streptophyta; Magnoliopsida; Brassicales; Brassicaceae.